This is a messenger RNA of Owenia fusiformis, 1146 nucleotides long. Lineage: Eukaryota; Metazoa; Annelida; Polychaeta; Sabellida; Oweniidae. The record is from the annotation of a GenBank genome assembly.
UUAUAGACGAAGAAGCAGAAUGGAACAAAGGGACACUACGAUUGAGGGUUAUAAUCAAGAUGAUAGCCUGUCACUUAUAAAAGCGUUUAAGAAAGACACUUCAAAAGAUGAUAUUAAGUAUCUUUUGGAAGUUGGAGCAAACGUAAAUGAGAUUGGCGAGCAAGGAAUAACACCAUUAAUGCUUGCUGCUUCAAAACAUUUUUCUUCCGAAAUUGUUCAACGGAUGAUUGACCUUAAUGCGAAUGUAAAUGCGGUUGACAAAUCAUUGCGGUCGCCCUUAUUCUUUGCAUUAGUCAAUUGGUACAACACAAUCACUACGGGGGCAUUGAAAGUAUUAUUACAGAAUGGAGCAAAGCUAAUGAGAAACACAGUAUCCACUUUAAUGUGUGCCAUUUUUUUUGGAUGUGAUUAUGAUGUCAUAGAACUGAUACUCGAUCAUAGUACGGCUGAUGAUGUUAACUUGAAAACAAAUUAUGAUGGAAAAACUGCUCUCCUGUACGCUCUUGGAAGAGGGGUUGACCUAGAAAUCAUUACAUUGCUGCUAGAUCGUGGCGCCAGUGCUAUUAUUGGAGACAAAAAUAAAAAAACACCGCUGUGGACUGCUUUUGAAAAUAAUUGUGAAGACGACAUCAUAGAUCUUCUUUUAAGCAAUGGCGCGGAUCCCAAUAUUGGCCCAGAGCUUUGUUACAGAAGAACACCAUUAAUGAUCGCAAUAUCAACGAAUAGAAGCAAAGAUGUUAUAAAGCAACUUCUAGAUUAUCGAGCUGAUGUAAAUCAGAGCGAUGAAUAUGGUUGGACCCCACUCAGAUUUGCGUGUCGAUCUCGUGAUCGCGAUAUAAUUCAGCUGUUGUUUGAUCGAGGAGCAGAUGCAAAUAUCACCGAUCAUGAAAAAGUGAGUCCGUUGAUGUAUGCCGUUGAGCUAAAACUUCCUGGGAGAACCUUAGAGAUGUUACUUGAGCAUGGUGCAAACAUAAAUCAUCAGGACGAAAACGGAGAUACAUCGUUAAUGCAUGCUAUUUACCAUCAAUGCAAUGAGGAUGUAUUCAGGGUUUUGCUUGAAAGGGCGGAUCUUGAUGUACAUGUAUCUAACAACGAGGGCUUCACGGCACUUAAGCUCGCCAUCAGGCACCACUCGUUAUUUAGUAG